This is a messenger RNA of Osmia bicornis bicornis, 790 nucleotides long. RefSeq names its product cytidine deaminase-like. Gene Ontology annotation, molecular function: cytidine deaminase activity; zinc ion binding. The coding region runs from base 282 to 728 and encodes 148 amino acids. NCBI's taxonomy places the organism in Eukaryota, Metazoa, Arthropoda, Insecta, Hymenoptera, Megachilidae. Gene Ontology annotation, cellular component: cytosol. The record is from RefSeq and is a predicted model, not a curated record. The transcript has 2 exons.
AUAGUAAGUAUACUCUUGUUGGUUGCUUCGCUUACAAAUGCAUUUACGCGUAUGUGAUUAUUACAUUUGUCAGUAAAUUCGUGUGUGUUGUACAUACAUACAUGCAUACGUAUAUUUUUUUACGGUGCGUGUAUGUACGUAUAUGUACGCAUAUCUCUGUAAGGGUUUUUCAUAAUCGAAAUACAGUUUCUUAUCGCGAUGUAAUCUAGUGCUUGUUGCAUUAAGUAUCAGAUUUUUGUCCUUUAAAAUUACCAGUUAAACCGUUAACAAUUUAUAUCAAAAUGAGCGGGGAAGAAAUUAUUGAUUUUACUACUUUAGAACCAGAAAUUCAAGUUUUGGUGAAGAAGAGCACAACAGCUCGCGAAUAUUCUUAUUCACCCUAUAGUAAGUUUAAAGUUGGAGCUGCAAUACUUUGUACCGAUGGGACCACUUUCACAGGCUGCAAUGUAGAGAAUGCAUCUUAUCCUGUUGGAACGUGUGCUGAAAGAACUGCUAUUGUAAAAGCAGUGUCAGAAGGAAAACGAAAAUUCAAAGCGUUAGCAGUAGUAGCUGAUAAAGAACAGAAUACUUUUGCCACUCCGUGUGGCUUCUGUAGGCAAGCUAUCGUAGAGUUUGGUGAUAUACAAAUUUAUUUGGUAGGGCCUGACAUGAAAAAUGUAUUAAAAACUUCAAUCAGCAAGCUAUUACCUCGUGCCUUUGGCUUUGGAAAUGCAGAAAUAUUACAAUAAAUAAUUUCUAAAGUAUGUUUUUAUACGAUUCAAUAGCUCUGAAAUAAAAUAAUUUAUUUGUA